Molecule: messenger RNA, 2048 nt
Organism: Suillus subalutaceus
Lineage: Eukaryota; Fungi; Basidiomycota; Agaricomycetes; Boletales; Suillaceae
Exons: 5
Coding region: 312-1760 (482 amino acids)
Source: RefSeq, a predicted model, not a curated record
UGUUUUUGUGUCAGGGACGGCUGAAUUCGAAGAACGUGUAAUAUACUAAAGGCGUAAUUACACCAACGAUGACACUUCUAGAUUGGGUAGUUUAUGACAUACUCCCAUCUUCAACACGGCAUUACCCUGUGCUUUGCCUUGGCUGUCAACUAUUUGACUCUUUUAAUUGAGACGCGCUCGGUUGAGUCGCUUGCUCCACUCUUUACAUCUCUUCACGUUUUUCACGAUUGCCUGGCGACUGCCUUGUGUCCUUGCUCUUGUUGUACCUUUGUCUCUCAUUUCCGCCUCCAAUAACUUGGGAUUCUUUCGCCAUGCCUUUCAAUUAUCUCCACAAGAUGAUGGCUGUGCCUAGAGCAGCUUCAACCUGCGAGCCUGUUGACCCAUCCAAUAACCUUACAGACCGCCUAAACACACUUCUCAACUCUUCUGGCUCAGGAUAUGUGUUGAGCCUCUGCCCAAGCACCCAAUAUUUCUUACAGGCCCCCCUUCUUUUCUACUCACCCAAUCAAGAGAUUAGCACUCUCGGUUAUCCCACUGAUGACACCAGAGCUACCUUAGUAGUCAACGGCACUGUCACAAAUGGUACUGGCCAGUCAACGGCCGUCGAUGGCACUUGCGCUAAUUGUAACGGUGUGAUCUUACGAAACGUGCAGAUCAAUGGCAUGCGGGCUGGCGCGCUUCCCAUCGCCGGAGGCGCAAAUAUUGAAAUGGGCGGUCCAACCUCAGGCCAGCUUAUCGAAUACGUGCAUUCUUGGGACCCCAAGAGCUGGUCAUGUCUCCAUAUUGCUGAGGGAUCUUCGAAUUGCAACAAUGCUACCGUCCAGAACAAUGAUAUUGGUCCUUCAGGAUCCGAUCUUUUCCAGCAGUGGGCAGAUGGAAUUAGUGUGGCGUGCUCAAACAGCAUUGUUCGUAACAAUAUGAUCAAUAAUCCGACGGAUGGAGGCAUCGUACUCUUUGGCUCUCCCGGGACUCUAGUUGAAAACAAUACGAUCUGGGUCGAGAAUAAUACACUGCUCGGAGGAAUAAACAUGGUUGACGUGACGCCCUAUGGUGGUGAUUAUAAGGGGGUUGUGGUCAAAAACAAUACCAUCAUGGGUGGGUUCGCCACUAGCUCUGACACAGGGUCAGCCACAGAUGGUACAAAUAACCAAGAUGUCAUCAUCAAAAUCGGAAUUGCAAUUGGUCCCCGAACAUGGUUCGGGCCCGAAUAUCUCAACAACAUCAGCACUGGCGGGACAGUGAUUAACAACCAACUCACUGGCGCAUUCAGCUACGGUAUUGCCAUAUCGUCUGCAUCCAAUUUUACGAUAGAAAAUAAUGUCCUCAUUGGAAACACUUCUUUUAUUGGGGCACGGGGUCCCAACUGCACCACUGGUGACCCAACACCUUCUCCUGCACCCUUUGUUAUGGAUAUCAACAACACCGCGCAGAGCACGACCCAGACAGACUUCCAGACUAACACCGAUGGAGACUCCUUAACCUGUGUUCUCCCCCCUGAUGGUGGAGACUAUUGGCCAUUCGGUGGAAACCCAUCGACUUCAGGUUCACCCACUACCGGAUCCUCGCCGUCGACGAGCAGUCACACUUCAACCGGUACAAUAGUCGGUAUCGUGAUAGGCGUCAUCGCUGGCAUCCUCUUUGUGGCCUUAGCUGCAUGGUAUAUCCGCAAAUGGGCCCUCAAGCGUGCAGAGGAUCGCUCUCACUUCAAAGAUACGCGCCAAGUCCAAAAGGGAUAUAUUCGAAGCAAGGAACAAUUCUGAGCCUCCCGUACAUAUUUUCCUGCUUCUACCUACGCUCUCUUCACCUGUUCUCUUCAUUGUAACGUGGUACUUUUUCAUAAACAUUCUUCUGACGAUCGAUAGAUUGCCGGGCGUUUCUGUUCCUUAGUGGACCAAUCGGGACGUUCCAUCGUUUAUAGCGUAUAUCACACAUAUUGCCAGUGCCUUCGAGUUCUGACAGUACAUACCCCUACCCUUACAUGCUACCCCUUAGGCCUUAAAGCUUAGAGAGUUUUACUAAAAGACUUUGAUGAUGUUAUGCAACGCGAA